AUGUCUCCAAGAUAUUCAUACUCAUCAAGUUCAUCAGAUUCUGAUGAUGCAUCUUAUACUUCUUCCCCUGCUACAACAGGAAAAUAUGGCAAACGAUUCACAAAGGAAGAAGAUGCUCUUUUGAAGGAGCUUGCCAAGGACAAGAAGAACCGCACAUGGAAAGAGAUUGCUACGUUCCUUCCAGGUCGCACAGCAUGCCAGUGCCGCGACAGGUACAACCAGUACCUUUUCAAAGAAGUUGUUAGCAAGCCAUGGACAUCAGAGGAAGACGAGGUUAUUGUUGAGAAGUACCGUCUUUAUGGUCCACACUGGGUUAAGAUCUCACAGUUCCUUCCAGGUCGCAGUGGCAACAACAUCAAGAACAGGUGGAACAGUGCCUUAACCAAAUAUCACGGAAUUCAACACAAAAACGCACGUCAAGAACGAAGAUCAAAGAAGGAUAAAUGGAUUGAUGACGCUAGUUAUGAGCAAUCGCCUGUAAUAGAAAUGAAAGCUGUCGCAGAAGAAGUUUCCAUUCCAAGAAAUGAUUAUAAAUCAGAAAAAAUCAUUUUGCCAGUCAACCACAAUAAUAAUAUUGAUAAUAAUGCUCAGUCCCUCGUUAAGAUGGAAACCCUUGAUGACAAUUCAUUCUUCUCUUUGUUUUCGGAAAAUUAUAUUAUUAACGAUUUCGAGGCUUUUGACUUGCCCGAAUCUACAUGGUUUUAA
Messenger RNA from Trichomonas vaginalis G3, 705 nucleotides. Its product is annotated as RNA polymerase II transcription regulator recruiting protein. NCBI's taxonomy places the organism in Eukaryota, Parabasalia, Trichomonadida, Trichomonadidae. Gene Ontology annotation, cellular component: nucleus. The record is from RefSeq and is a predicted model, not a curated record. Gene Ontology annotation, molecular function: RNA polymerase II cis-regulatory region sequence-specific DNA binding; DNA-binding transcription factor activity, RNA polymerase II-specific. Gene Ontology annotation, biological process: regulation of DNA-templated transcription. Bases 1 to 705 code for a protein of 234 amino acids. The transcript has a single exon.